AUGCGUUCCCGCUCGACGACCCCUCGUAAGCCUGUCCACGCUGCGUCGGCGGCGCCGCACCUCGGGCUCGGCAUCACCUUCGCCUCAAGUGGCGCAACAACGAAAUAGCGGUCGGCCAGAACACACGGCCGAGAAUAUUGGUCCAGCAGCGGCGGGAGGGAGAAAAUGUUCAGACUCGAACCGGUUAUCUCUGUCCCGCGUAUUGCCCAAUCGACGUGUGCGUCGGCAUUGCGUGAGGCAUUUUCACUCAAAUGUCCUCACUUUCCCUCCUCAUCGAGUUUUUUUUUUCUCCCUCUCUUUCGGCAAUAACUGUCCACUGAAAGUGAGGACCGACGGACAGACAAGCGGAAGGAUGCCACACCGAAAUUGCAUUACGCAAGGAUUUUCCUGUUUUCUCCCUUCUGGAUCUCACUGACGAAUGAUCAGAGUGGUCGCACAAUCGUGGCUUUGGUUGUAACGUCUAGGUUUUGGGGUAGUUGGACUGACUUUUUGAAGUAGUAUCCUGUAAGAAAAGGAUUAUCGGGUAUACCUUUGAGGUUAGACUUGAGGUAUACCCUCAAGCUGUAUGGCUCAGAUAGGGCUAAAAGGUAUACAGGAUGUCCCACGAUGGCCAUAUUGGCAGAUAUUCACGAUCCAUUUCGAGAAGUGUGCCGCAGGAGACAUUAUAGUGCACUUCUGAUGCGAGUGUAAGACUCCUGGGGGCAGCCCGAAAGAAGCUUCAGGAUAAACGGUUUUGAAAAGUUGAAAGCGAAAUGAAAAUCAAAGGUGGGAAUGGAGCUCAAAAAGUUUGAUAGGAGUGAACGGAGCCUGUAGUUUGAUCUCUUCAAAAGAUCAGGCUAAUGAAAAUCUAUGAUUUCUGCUCGCAGGGCAGCUUAAAAGUUAGAUUAAGCGACGUCAAAGCAAAUCGAAAGAAAUUUGGCAAGGGCUUGAUCCACCGACCUUUGGAGCAGGAGGAUCGAUCUCUAGCCACGUGGCUACGUCUUAUUUUGUAAAAAAUAUUGGUCUGUACGGUCCCCUGAGCAAAUCUUUUCUCAUCAUCGGAGCGCUACUAUGGCUUCUCAUAAGGUACGGGAUAAUUUCAGUUGAAUACUCGACCCAGAGAUCUCUGGAUUAGGAGUCUGACCUUUCAAGAACCUUGCCACAAUUCCUCUUUUCAUUCAUAUCAUUGAAUAGUUAUAUUAUUUCUUUGCACUUACCUCAUAAUCACAUCAGUCUUAAUGAGGGCUUGAUCCAGCAACCUCUGGUUCUUUAGUACCGCUUCUUAGCCACUCGGCUACACCUUCUGGACAUCUUUUUAUCAAUAAAGGCAAUAUGCUCUUUUAUUUUCUUGUUGGGCUUUCACUUUUUAUAUUUACUGGACUUGAUCCAACGACACUUGGAUCAUGAGACUGACCUCCUAGCCAUGCGGCUACAUUCUCUAUCAACCGCACAUUUUUUCCUCGGCUUCCGAUUUUCAAAGAUUCUUUCUGAAGGCUUGCUCCAGUCACCAUCGGAUUAGUGUACCUAUUAAUCUCUCAGUAACUUUGAAUAUUUUUUCCUCGCUUCUUUGUCGUAACUUUUCUCGUUCCCGCGAUUCCGUCGUCCAUAUUUGUCGAAAGAUACAUUUUGUUCUGCAGGUUUCCUUCGGAAUGGCAUGGCCGUGUCGUCGACGAUGACUAAGAUUGCCGUCGAAGAGGCCUCGCCGAGGGUCCUUUUCAAUGUUGGCGUUUUCCGUGAUUCAUCGCCCAAGGCGGUGUUGGUUUCGACGUCCAUUCCAAAUUGAAUUUUCUUUCCUCUCUCAAGGAUACUGUAUUUUUUGCAGUUUGGCGAGAUCUUUUUGAAAAAGUGCAGUACUUUGCCAUUUAUACAGAGGUUACUGUAUCUUUUCUCGAUUAGUGCGGUGGUGUGUUUUUAUCCUUUCUCUGGAGCUUACUGUAUUUUCGACGUUAAAGAAAUUUCUAGAAAACAAUCAUUUCACACGAUGUUAACUUUCUGACUUGUCUGCGCUCUCUCACACCUCACCUGCAUGCUCAGAAAGACACACGAGAGCUUGGGGGAGAGAGAAGAGGGUGCAGAGAAGCUAGAUUAGAUCAGAUUAUGAUGAAUGAUGUAUGAGGUACUGUAGGCUCAAAUUUUUACCUUUUGUAGGAAGCGGGUCUUCCUCGAUCUGUCUGAAAAAUCUUCUAUCAUUUUUUUAUCACCCAAUUUUCCUUUAUCAUGUCUCAAAUUCCUUCACGUGCAGAUUUCGAAAACCCUCACCUUGAAACCAACUUCACAACUUUUCCCAAUGAAUACGGCUCUUGAUAAUUUUUCGCCGGUCCCUUGAGAUCAUCUAGAACUUUAUCCCAAAGAACAGGGAAAUGGGAACGAAAUGGAAAUCAAGGGAAAGCUGCCGUGGCAUCGUCCACUUUCGGCAUAGUGAAAGCGCGGCGAGUCUUUUUGGCGAUCGGGCGCACUUUCCAUUGCUUAUUGAGCUGCUUUCCCCUCGCUUUUUUGUGGCUGGUGUGAUUCAUGGAAUAGGAUUGAGGAUUAGAGGUUUUCGAAGCUUGGUCUGGUUUUGAGUUUGGUAGUUUUUUACAAGCACAGCUUUGUGUGAAGGAAAGUUAGUUUUCUUGAAGCUUUUUAUUGGGAGAAUAGUGAUCCUUUUGAUCGCACCAUGUUGAAAUUUGUAGUUUAAGUUUGUAGCCUUUUUUUUCGAGAAGCUUAAUGCAAGUACCGCUUUUCAAAGAACUCGUCAGUGAGAUCGAGAUCUUAUUAUCCCAGAUUUUUUUUCAAAUUUCCCUCCGUUCUAAUUCUAGUAACCUUUCUAACUUCCGAUCAAUCCUCGAUCAACUCCCAAAUGAACUGAACUUUGGCUUCACUUCCAAAAAAAGGCGGAACCAGUUGUAUCCGAUAGUUGAUCUAAAUGGACAAUUACCGAACGCUUUUCACUGGUCUUGCCGCGCUCACGUAACUUUCGCCCGCUUUCGAUUCACUUUCGACGAUCCAGUUCCCGGCCGACCGCAGCUCACGUAGCCACACUUAUCUAGGGUUCCCGCGGCAGGUUCUUCCCUCCCUCCCUUCCGCUGCCGCGCCGACGCACACGUUGCGCAACAAACAUGGGCGGGAGAAAGUGACGCCAAGCUCCGCCUCCAAUUUCGAGCGGUUUUUUUUCUCCUUGGUGUCCACCCCCAGGUGAUGAUGGACUCGGAGGAGGGAGGAAAAAAGUUGGACUUGAAGCCACACCCACCAAUUGCAAGCAUCACGCGGUGAGUUCGGCGCCGUCGACGGUCUUUAG
Messenger RNA from Caenorhabditis auriculariae, 3256 nucleotides. The record is from the annotation of a GenBank genome assembly. NCBI's taxonomy places the organism in Eukaryota, Metazoa, Nematoda, Chromadorea, Rhabditida, Rhabditidae.